This is a messenger RNA of Lasiosphaeria miniovina, 3468 nucleotides long. RefSeq lists its product as uncharacterized. Gene Ontology annotation, cellular component: membrane. The record is from RefSeq and is a predicted model, not a curated record. The transcript has 10 exons. Gene Ontology annotation, molecular function: metal ion transmembrane transporter activity. Lineage: Eukaryota; Fungi; Ascomycota; Sordariomycetes; Sordariales; Lasiosphaeriaceae. The coding region runs from base 86 to 3199 and encodes 1037 amino acids. Gene Ontology annotation, biological process: metal ion transport; transmembrane transport.
CGUCCAGCCAACACCAGAUCUUCCUCCACACACCAGGUUAAGUUGGCUGGGCUCAGUAUCUUGUGGCAGUGAAUACGUUGCCAAAAUGGACCCUUAUCCUGACGUAGUCUCUUGUCUGAGCUCCGACCCUCACGACGACGACAUCUCAGACCCUGUCCUGCAUUGUCUGGGAUGUCUCCGCUUCGACGAGCGAAAAAGUUUCUUCGACAUGUCCCAUCCGUUUUGGCAAGACGAAAUCAGCGACGAGUCUACAAACCUGCACCUCCGCGACCCGAGCAAUGCUGUGCGUGAAACGGUUCAAGAACGGCUGCAAAACUGGAAACGCGCUGUCGACUCCAAACUGGAGCGACUGGGGCGCCUCCGCAAAGCCAUAGAGGGAGACGAAGAAUACCGGCACUUGGUAAAGGAUCUUUCCGUUAGCAAGGCGGCUUGGCAGAAUUACUGUGCUAUCAAUGUAGGAAAGAAAAGAAUACAGGUGCGACAGCAGCGACAGCAGGAAAGAACCGCAGGAGCUGCCCCCUCUGGAGGCAUGACAGACACUACAAAAGCCAAGCAAAAUCCGCAGCCGGACAGCCACAUGUACGACCCGGACGACGACUCGACCGCAUAUGUAAUUGAGUUUGAUUCGCACGGAGGUGGUCAAUCCGCCACUGCCUCGCACCAGGCCUUGCACCAGCGGCGGGUGAGAGAACACUCGAUAUCCGUGCAGGCCCUCUUAUAUCCCGAGGCUGGGAAUCCCGGCUCCCCUGUGCACGUCAAGGGCAAACUGUCGGGAAAUAUCCGGUGGAUUCACCUUCCAUCGAAUAACAUGGCGUGGGCCGAGGAGGCAGUCAAGAUGUGCUUUGGUCAAAACCAGGAGUCAAGGGACUCUGCUCCGAUACGGAGACACACUCGCAAUGCAAACAAAUCCGUACCAAGUCAGGCCCUGGUGCCAGAGGUAUGGCAGGCAAAGCCUCCGGAGAGGUCUGACCUCCGUGGGUCUCGCUCGCUGCGCCAGACGUGUAAACUUGUCACCUCGGGCGACUCUUCCGGACGGCCAAUAUCAUCCUCGAUAACUCUUUACGCGCCCUUUCUUUCCUGGGAAAUCUACAGGCGCCAAUCAGUCAUCUCGCAAAUGAUUGAAGUCAACCUGUUCGACCACAAGAUCCGAGCAAAAAGACAGGAACGGGACAGACGCAUGGACCGCAUAGCGCGGCGAACGACCGAUUUAGCUCGCCCCCGAAGCCGACAGUCGCGCCUUGAAUCAAAGAGGCCUCUCGCAGGACUCGAGGAGGGGAGGCCGCGAAGGGCCCGCUCAGAAUUGCACACCGUAGUCGACGUGGUUGGACAGGUGCUGGGCGGCGCGUGGCGCAGCUGGUAUGCCAUGGUGGACAAUAACGGGGUCCUGCGCGUCCACAGCAGGCUCGGCCAGUACCUAGUCGACUGUGCGAGAAUGUACGAGGCCAUGAUGGCGUACCGCGACCGGAAGCUCAUCGAGAGGUACAUGACAGCCGACAAGCCGCUGCACCCCAGGCGGACCCUGCACCGCGCCUUGACGCCGUCUGGCAUGGGAAACUGGAACUCACGCAAGAGAGAGCAGGUUGUUUAUCGCUGGACUUCGCCCAAGCCAUCUGACCUACACCACUUCGACCCCUGGCACGAAGCGUGGCCCACACAUGAGGAGAUGGGAUCCGAGCCUUGUGAAACAUGCACCCAGAACAUCCGCAUGCUGCCCAAGAUCCUCGUGGUUGACCAGCUCUGGAUGUGGAUCCUGAACGAAGACACAAUCAUCACCUGCUUCCCGAACCGGUACGGAGCCGAAGACGACAACGGAGGUCUUUACAAGGCCAUCAGAUCGAGGUUGCAGGAAACAAACGACACCGAAUCUGUAUUUUCUGCCGCCUUGACUAUCGUUGACGAAUGCUCCAACCACUUAUUUGAGCCCAGAGUCGAGGCAAAAGCCCGAGACCAGAACCCUCCUGUGCUGGAGGCCUUCGAUGUAGCCAUUAAAGUCUUGCGCCAGAAACAGGCCCUAUCGCGGGAGAAGCUGCUGCAGUGGGCAAACUAUAUACGGAUGCUCCAGACGCGAAGCAGCAUCAUCCGCGCCUCGACCCAGCUCGGUCCCUGGACUAUGCUCGAUAUCAACCCAGAAGGCCAUAUUCAGGUCGAGAUCGAAGACAUAAAGGAAGAACUGAAAGCGAUACUAAACAUCACCGACAGCCACGAGCGUAUGCUUCUGCAGCUCACGAGCAAUGUUGACAAGGUCCUGGGACUCUCAACCCGCCCUGCUCACAGCCCCUCCGAGCAAGAAAACGCCCAGAUCCAAUCCAAAACUACACAAGCCAACGGGAAAGGCAAAGAAGCGCCCCCGAGGCCUGUCACUGACGAAGAAAAGCGGCAAAGCUUCAAGCUUGGGGCCGCCGAAGCGCUGGCUCGCAUCCGUGACCGCAAGCGCCAGCUCGAGGACAAGAUCAAAAACGCAGACGAGCUUUCGGCAAGCGCUGCCGAAGUCCUGGCGCUCAAGCAGCACACAAUGGCCACGGCCGAGUCGUGGCGGUCGUCCGUGCAGGCCGCGUCGAGCAACAGACAAAACACGGCCAUUGUCAUGUUUACGGUGGUGACCGUUAUUUUUGCCCCCCUAUCCUUCAUGUCCAGCGUGUUUGGGAUGAACGCAGCCGAGUUCGCCAACAACUCGUGGUCCCUGGGAGAGCAGUUCAGCUUGCUCUUCCCCCUGUCCUUCGCCGUCACGGCCCUGACCAUCGUGGUGGCCUUCAGCGCGCGCGUGCAGACCGUCUGCCUGCUCGUGUACCGGCUGCUGAGCACUGUGCUGCUGUACCGCACGGGGCUGUACAGAGUAUGGGUACUGACGGGGGUGUCAACGGCUCGCAUCGCCGCGUGGGCCUACACCGCCGUCGGGUCCACGCGCGACCGCGAAAACGAGAAGAUCCUGCUCAAGCGCCAGCGCCAGCGCGCCGCCCGCAGGCUUGCGCUGCGCGACGAUUUCCUCGCCCAGCGCGACGCCGCUGCUGUCGGGGAUGGGGAGGAAAGUGCCCAAAGGACGGUGGCUGACAGGAACAGUGACGGCGUGACUGAAAAGGCGCCCGUGAAGGGAGGUGAACAGACUGCUGCUGCUGCAACAGUUACUGCUGCGCCGGCGGUGCCAGGGGCUACUGGCUCUGCAGAUCAAGUGGUAACAGGUCGGGCCGAUAACAACGUUUGAUGGUUUGGGGAGUAUGUUGGUUCAGUUUUGGCGGGUGGCUUUGUGAGAAUACACGAAAUCCGAAAGGGUAGACUGUGUGCCAGUGUCUUCUCACUUCAGGAACCAGAAGCAGGCGAGACUGUGCCAGUGUCUUCUCACUUCAGAAACCAGAAGCAGGCGAGAGGUACAUCGAUGCCUUAUCAGAUUCUGGUUUGGCCAUGUUGGAAUAAAGGAUAAUUAGUUAAGAAAGCUACUCCUCCUGAAGAAUAGGAAAACUCCUCACAAGCUCC